Anthonomus grandis grandis is the source of this 1436-nucleotide messenger RNA. It is a transcript of the gene nAChRa9, whose product is annotated as neuronal acetylcholine receptor subunit alpha-6-like. The record is from RefSeq and is a predicted model, not a curated record. Bases 118 to 1395 code for a protein of 425 amino acids. Gene Ontology annotation, biological process: signal transduction; chemical synaptic transmission; monoatomic ion transmembrane transport. Gene Ontology annotation, molecular function: transmembrane signaling receptor activity; extracellular ligand-gated monoatomic ion channel activity; neurotransmitter receptor activity. The transcript has 9 exons. NCBI's taxonomy places the organism in Eukaryota, Metazoa, Arthropoda, Insecta, Coleoptera, Curculionidae. Gene Ontology annotation, cellular component: membrane; synapse; neuron projection.
CAUCAUUAUAUUUCUAGUCCAUUAAACUAAAGAAAUUUGGGGGGCGUACGUAUAAGUUUACUAAAAAACAUACUUUAGUAGAUUUUUCAUUUUGUGUGGCUCUUUCAACUGUGAAACAUGGGGUGGAGUAUAUUUGUGUGGUGGGUCGCUCUUGGAUGUUUAUCUGUGAAAGUUUAUCCUCUCUCUGCUUUUUAUGAAGAGUGCCCUACAGCCUCUUCUUCUACACCAUUGUAUCGAUUAAAAUCAAGCAUUUUAUGCGAUUAUGACAGCUACCUCAGACCUGUCAAGGAUCAUCGAAAUGUAACUACGGUAUCUUUUAGGCUUGUGUUAAAAUAUUUUGAAUAUGACCACUUUAGUCAUACAUUGAGCGUAGAUGCGUGGUUUACUGCUUUUUGGUUAGACCAUCACUUAACAUGGAACCCAGACGAUUUUGAAGGAAUCAAGACUAUCCAUCUCUCCUCUUCGAAUGACAUUUGGGUGCCAGAUAUAUCAGUUUAUAACAGAAAAGACCAGUCAGUUGAACCUAAUGUAAUAGGACACACCACUUGUUCGGUGACAUAUAAAGGUAUUGUGCUGUGCGUACCUCCUGUACAUUUUGACACUCUAUGCGUACCCAAUUUGAAAAAAUACCCAUAUGACACACAAACUUGUACUAUAAGAUUUGGAUCGUGGGUUCAGAAGGGAGAAGAUUUAAAUAUUAGAGAGAUUAAACCUAUGGUGGAUACAGAGGACUUAGAAAAUAACGGAGAAUGGGAAUUGGUAUCUUUUAAAAGCAUUAGGCACAAGGGAGAUAACUAUACCUGUUGCCCUAACAGCACUUUCCCUUCAAUAGAGGUAUCUUUGGAAAUUAAAAGAAAUAGUCACACUCACUCUAUUAACCUUGUUUUGCCUCUACUUGUGUGUAUUUUACUGACUAUUACCACAAUGGCAAUGAAUCCAUCGAACAAAGAUCGAUUCAUCCUAAGUUGCGUAUCAUUUAUUAGUCAUAUCAUACAUGUCCAGAAUUUGUCUUACUCGUUGCCAAUUACUGGGGAAAACAUGCCAAGUAUUUUAACAAUAUCACGGGAUUCAACUCUGCUAACAGGAAUUAGUGUGGCAGUAACAGUUCUUCUCAGAAAUUUAAUGCAGAAUAAGAACAGUAGCCCGACUUGGAUGGCAUCUGCAACUUCGGUUUUAAUUGGCUCUCGACCUGGACAACUCAUUUUUUUGCCAGAUAAUUCUUUAAAGGGAGCGGCAGCGGCGCAAAAACAAGAAGAUGGCGAUACUAUUAUCAGCUCAAACAUAGAAAUCCCCGCAAGUGGAGCUUCUGACUGGCACAUUUUUGCUAAAUUUUUAGAUGUACUUUUGUUUGUUAGUUAUCUAUUGGUAUAUUUUAUUAUAUUAAUAAGGUUUUAAAUAAAGAUAAGACUAGAUCGGAUUAAUCCGAUUUUAUCUAA